AUGGCCUUUGCGCCCAUGGGGCCUGAGGCCUCGUUCUUCGAGGUCCUGGACCGGCAUAGGGCCUCCCUGUUGGCCACCCUGAGGAUAGGCUGCGGGGAGACCCCUGGCAGGGGCACCCACCUGGCUUCUAGGUUUGAGGAUUCUGUGGGUCUUCAGAUGGUGCCUCAUUGUACCACAAGAAAAAUCAAAAGUGAUUCACCAAAAUCAGUUCAAAAAUUUGCUCUAAUUCUUAAAAUAUUGUCCAUGAUUUAUAAAUUAGUACAGAGCAACACUUAUGCAACCAAAAGAGAUAUAUAUUACACCGACAGCCAGCUCUUUGGUAACCAGACUGUUGUGGACAACAUCAUUGAUGACAUUUCCUGUAUGUUAAAAGUACCCAGGAGGAGUCUGCACAUAUUAUCUACAUCCAAAGGGCUAAUUGCUGGCAAUUUAAGAUUCAUGGAGGAAGACGGCACCAGAGUGAACUGUACUUGUGGGGCCUCGGCUACUGCAGUGCCAUCUAAUAUUCAAGGAAUUCGGAAUGCCAAGUUUCUGUUAAUUGUAGAAAAAGAUGCGACAUUCCAGCGGCUUCUAGAUGACAACUUUUGCAGCAAAAUGUCUCCAUGCAUCAUGGUUACGGGAAAGGGAAUACCUGACCUGAACACAAGGCUCUUAGUGAAGAGGCUAUGGGACGCGUUUCACAUCCCUGUCUUCACGCGUGACGCUGAUCCCCACGGCAUCGAGAUAAUGUGCAUCUAUAAGUAUGGGUCCAUGUCAAUGUCUUUUGAAGCCCACAACCUCACGGUUCCAGCUAUUAGAUGGCUUGGUCUCCUCCCUUCUGAUAUUAAAAGGUUAAACAUACCCAAAGAUAGUUUGAUUCCACUGACAAAACAUGACCAGAUGAAACUCCACAGUAUCCUGAAGAGACCUUAUGUUAACUGCCAACCAUUCUGGAGAAAAGAAAUGGAAAUGAUGGCAGACUCUAAACUGAAGGCGGAGAUCCAGGCUUUGACUUUCCUGUCAUCAGAUUAUCUCUCCAGAGUAUACUUGCCCAACAAACUGAAAUUUGGAGGAUGGAUAUAA
Molecule: messenger RNA, 1062 nt
Organism: Castor canadensis (American beaver)
Lineage: Eukaryota; Metazoa; Chordata; Mammalia; Rodentia; Castoridae
Gene: Spo11
Product: SPO11 initiator of meiotic double strand breaks
Biological process (GO): meiotic DNA double-strand break formation; reciprocal meiotic recombination; meiotic DNA double-strand break processing
Cellular component (GO): nuclear chromosome
Molecular function (GO): ATP binding; DNA topoisomerase type II (double strand cut, ATP-hydrolyzing) activity; DNA binding
Source: RefSeq, a predicted model, not a curated record